Molecule: messenger RNA, 903 nt
Organism: Phaeodactylum tricornutum CCAP 1055/1
Lineage: Eukaryota; Bacillariophyta; Bacillariophyceae; Surirellales; Neidiaceae
Exons: 1
Biological process (GO): rRNA processing
Cellular component (GO): nucleolus; small-subunit processome
Molecular function (GO): protein binding; RNA binding
Source: RefSeq, a predicted model, not a curated record
CAAGAAGAGCAGGAUAUCGCUCGUCGUGAAAUUGCAUUGGCUGAUGGAACUGCCAACGAUAACCCCGAGACUGCCUCAGAUUUCGAACGCCUUCUAGCAAGUAGCCCCAACUCGUCAGAGCUGUGGAUUCGCUACAUGGCUUUCCACCUGACCUUGGCAGAUAUUCCGGCUGCCCGAGAAGUUGCAGAGCGCGCUUUCCAGAGAAUUGAGUUUCGUCAGGAAGGCGAAAAACUCAACGUAUGGUGCGCUCUCCUUACGCUAGAGCUGAAGUAUGGGAGCUCCACAUGCCUCAAAGCUACCAUCGAGCGGGCUUGUCAACACAACAAUCCGAAAAAAAUUCAUCUUCGUGUUUGUGAAAUGAUGGAAAAGGAAGCAACCGAAAAAUCAUCCGUGGGUACAACAGAGAGAACCGACGACAUGUUUAGCAAGAUGUGCAAAAAGUUCAAAAGCAAGAAAACGGUUUGGUUGGCGCACGCUAAGUAUCUACUUCGACUAGGGCGUCAUGAAGAAGCGUACGCGCUGUCUAAACGCGCAUUGCUUUCCCUCCCUGCCUACAAGCACGUUGAGCUUAUGUCAAAAUUUGCCCAACUCGUUUUUGAGUACAACAGCGCAGAAAAGGCUAGAACGCUUUUCGACGGACUUCUUCAGAAAAAUCCGAAACGGCUUGACAUCCUUUUCGUGUAUGUCGACAAAGAAGUCAAAUACGGAGAAGCCGAGACUGCGCGUUCGCUUUUUGAGAAGGUUGCUGGGAAAGAGAUUGAUUCUCUUCAAAUGAAGCUUUCGGACAAACAGAUGAAAAGCCUUUUCAAAAAGUGGUUUUCUUUCGAGGAGCAGCAUGGUACUGCUAAGACGCAGGAACGCGUUAAGGAAGCUGCCCGUGCCUAUGUAGAAUCUUCAUCUUAA